UGUCGUUUUUUUCAAGAAGACGACCAAAGACGCUUCUUUUUUCCCUCUUUGCUUCUCGCCGGACUCCAUCGCUUCUCUCUCCCUCUCUCUCUUGCUCCGUUGAUCCUUCUCCUCAGCCCUUCUUGCUUGCUUCUCCGGCGAUACGGCCUUUCCUGCUCUCAAUUUUGGUGGGAGUGUUUCAAUUUCUAGGUUCGUAUCGGUUGCGGUUGGGGUGCUUUGAGGUUUUGGUGCUUGGAUGGCGUUGUUCUUGGAUGAACUCAUUCGGUCGGUGGAGCAUUUGGUUGAAGGUCGGAAGAAGCAGCAACCUCUUGUGGACCCUGAUCUUGAUCCUGUGCUGCUUGUCCCCGGGAUCGCCGGUUCGAUACUGCACGCUGUUGAUGAUGAUGGGAAGGAGGAGCGCGUCUGGGUUCGGAUUCUUGGCGCUGAUCAUGAGUUCCGGACUAAGCUCUGGUCCAGAUUUGAUCCGUCCACUGGCCAAACAGUGUCCUUGGAUACGAAGACAAAAAUUGUUGUACCUGAAGACAGAUAUGGACUAUACGCAAUCGACACCUUGGACCCUGACAUGAUUAUUGGAUGUGAGUGUGUUUACUAUUAUCAUGAUCUGAUUGAGGAAAUGAUCAAAUUGGGAUACCAAGAGGGCAAAACCCUCUUUGGAUUUGGAUAUGACUUCCGUCAGAGCAAUAGGCUUCAAGAAACCAUGGAUAAGUUUUCUGCCAAGUUAGAAUCCAUACAUGCUUCUUCUGGAGGGAAGAAGAUAAAUAUUAUAACUCACUCUAUGGGUGGUUUGCUUGUGAAAUGCUUCAUGUGCCUGCAUGGCGAGAUUUUUGAGAAGUAUGUAAAGACCUGGAUUGCAAUUGCUGCACCAUUUCAAGGUGCACCUGGAUAUAUUACCGCUAGUCUUCUAAAUGGAACAUCCUUUGUAGAAGGCUGGGAACAGAACUUUUUCAUAUCCAAAUGGAGCAUGCACCAGCUGCUGAUUGAAUGCCCAUCCAUAUACGAGUUAAUGGGUAACCCCAGUUUCUCAUGGGAUGUCACUCCACUUCUGCAAAUAUGGAGAGAGAAGGAUGAUGGUAAUGGUGGUUUGAGAGCUUUGCUGGAGUCAUAUGAACCAAUGGAGGCUCUAGAUAUAGUGGCUAAUGCUCUUUCAAGCAACACGGUUUCUUACAAUGGCUUGCAGCUUCCAUUACCAUUGAACUUAGAGAUCUUACAAUGGGCUAAUAAAACUCGUGAAAUAUUAUCGAGUGCCAAGCUUCCUGCAUCAGUAAAAUUUUACAACAUAUACGGAAUUAGUUGUGACACAGCUCACAGUGUUUGCUAUGGAAGCGAGCUGACACCAAUUUCUGAUCUGAAACAACUGCUACCAUGCCAGUCAAAGUACAUCUGCGUAAAUGGUGAUGGAACUGUUGCGGCAGAAUCAGCCAAGGCAGAUGGACUUAAUGCACUGGCAAGAGUUGGAGUUCCUGCUGAUCAUCGUGGAAUAAUCUGCGACCGCCAUGUUUUCAGAAUACUCGAACACUGGCUGAAGGCAGGAGAACCUGAUCCAUUCUACAAUCCACUCAAUGAUUAUGUAAUCCUCCCCACGGCUUUUGAGAUCGAAAGACAUUCCGAAGAAAACAAGGAGGUGGCAUCUGUCAAAGAGGAGUGGGAGAUCAUAUCCUCAAACUGCGAUAACUCAAGAGAACUUCCACCCUUCAUAGGUGACUUAUCAGUCAAUGCUUAUGUCGACGGGAAGGAACAAUCUCUCGAAGAGGCACGGGCAACCAUUGUUGUGCAUCCUCAGAGCAAUGGAGUUCAAAACGUGGAACUACAAGCAGUGAGCGUUGCCACUGUGGUAUGAUGAUGCUGUGUGGUUGUACAGUUAUGGAAAUUAUGGAAUGUGAAUAUAUAUAUAUAUAUAUAUAGUUGCAUGUGCUGUGUAUAUAAUUUGGACCAAAAGAGGUACAAGAUGGGGAAAUAUUAUGCUGAAAUUCACAAUGCUAAAGGGGUGUAUAUAAAUAAAUCUGGUAUGGGAGAACUUAAACAGGUAAGUACUGGUGGAAUUUAAUGAAGUUAUGUGUGCUUGUGUGUUUAUCAA
Messenger RNA from Dioscorea cayenensis subsp. rotundata (Guinea yam), 2074 nucleotides. RefSeq names its product lecithin-cholesterol acyltransferase-like 4. Lineage: Eukaryota; Viridiplantae; Streptophyta; Magnoliopsida; Dioscoreales; Dioscoreaceae. Gene Ontology annotation, biological process: lipid metabolic process. The record is from RefSeq and is a predicted model, not a curated record. Gene Ontology annotation, molecular function: glycerophospholipase activity.